AUGGCUGAUGGCAUUGUCGAUCCCAAUUCCGUCCGUUGGGUCCUAGGAAAUGGUCAAGAUCCAGAGAUAGGUCCUUCCACGGUCAAACUGGAAUUCAAAAUAAAGUCAUUCAAUCUGGAUGACAUUGACUUGCCAGAUGGAUAUUUUGUUACAGGUAUCUACUGUCAUUCACGAGAACAAAUAUAUGUCAAGGAUUACAAAAAUUCUGCUGAGGUUACCGUUGAAAAUGUCGAAAUAAGCCACUCGGGAAGCAAUUACGUCGAUUUAUCAGUUGGAGUAGUAUCGUCUCGAUUCAAUAAUUUGCCAGUGAUUCCUUUCUUUGGUUCCCGAAGUGUCGUAUCAAAUCCACCAUCUCCACUUGGCGUACUGGGAUUGCUUUACAAGGGACAGCCUAGUUAUGGUGGAUUUUUUGCUCUCAAAUUGAUAGCAUCUAGACAUUCAUACGAUAUUUAUUCUGAUAUAAUUGCAUUCAAUAAUCAUUAA
Molecule: messenger RNA, 483 nt
Organism: Cotesia congregata
Lineage: Eukaryota; Metazoa; Arthropoda; Insecta; Hymenoptera; Braconidae
Source: the annotation of a GenBank genome assembly